AUGAACUUACUAUGGAUAUGGUUGGUUUCCAUAGUGGUGGGGUUUAACUCAUCUUUCACUCCUGACCAUCUCCGGUAUUUGAAAGAUGAAACCAAACUUCUUUUUGAUCAUGCCUGGAACUCGUAUAUGGAAUUUGGAUUCCCCUUUGAUGAGGUGACACCUAUGAGUUGUCAACCUUAUGGUCCUGAUUUUAAAGAUAAGAACAAUAUUGUAAGGAAUGACGUUAUGGGUAAUGUUUCAUCUACUUUAUUAGAUAAUCUUGAUAGUUUAAUAAUCAUGGAAAAGUGGCAAGAUUUGGAGAGAUCUUUAGAUUACUUGAAAGGUGAAAAGUCAACUUUCUUCAAUAAGAACGUGAUUAUUCAAGUGUUUGAAAUGACAAUUAGAUCAUUGGGAGGCUUGUUAUCAACUCAUACCAUUUUAAGUGAUUCUAGUAUCAUCAAAAAUGAAGAAUUUCAAAGGAUUUCUGAAAAUUAUGAUGGGUUUCUUUUAGAAAUGGCAAAUGAUUUAGGUCUUCGUUUGUUACCAGCAUUCAAAACUUCCACUGGUAUUCCCGUUCCACGUAUUAACCUUUCUAAAGGAGUGAAGAGUGUACCUUAUAAGUUACAAAUGGAAACCUGUACUUCAGGGGUCACCACCCCAGUUUUAGAAUUUACUUUAUUAUCGAGGUUAACAGGGAAUCCUGACUUUGAGUAUUAUACCAAGAAAACAUUCGAAAAAGUAUGGGCAGCUAGACUGGAUUUAGAUUUAUUACCUAUGACUUUGUCACCUAUUGAUGGCGAAUGGAAAGACGCCAUAUCAGGCAUUGGUGCUUCGAUUGAUUCAUUUUAUGAAUACGCAUUGAAGCUGUCGAUAGUAUUCAACGAUAAUCAUAUGUGGAACAUAUUCAAGAAAUCGUAUAAAGCAUUGAUGACACACCUGGUUAAAGGGUCAAUUGAAGAUAUGAAUUAUAUGAUGUUUGCCAAUGUUGGAGUCAAUGAUGGAUUGGAUGCUACAGUGUGGAUCGAUCUGUUGAGUGCAUUUUGGACUGGAGUCCAAGUUUUAUCAGGAAGACUUAAAGAUGCUAUUGGAUCUCAUAUGACGUUUAUGAAAUUAUGGGAUCAUUUUGAUCUGAUUCCAGAAAGAUGGAAUUGUUUAAUACCGAAAGAUAAGCUUGGUUCUAAUGAGUUGAUAGGUUUAGAAUGGUACCCUUUGAGACCAGAAUUCAUAGAAUCAACUUAUUAUUUAUACAGAGCAACCAGGGACCCCAUGUAUUUGAAUAUCGGUGAGAGGAUACUCAACUUAUUCAAGACAAGAUUUAAAAGUGAAUGUGGGUUCAAAGGAAUUCAAAAUAUCCGAACAGGAGAAUUUCAAGAUAGAAUGGAAUCCUUUGUUCUAAGCGAGACUUUGAAGUACCUUUACCUCUUGUUUGAUGAACAAGAAGAAGUUUUCUUACAUUCCAAAGAUAUGACAAGAAAAAACUGGAUUUUUUCAACUGAAGGACAUCCUUUAUGGUAUGAUUAUUCAAACUCAACCCAAUAUAUAGAACCUGAUGUGCACAGUCAUUUCGAACAAGAAUUAGAAAAAUGUGAAUUAAAUCCUUUCACCAGGGGGCCCAAAGAUUUUCUUAAAUCUAAUUAUUAUGAUAUGAACUUAUUUAAAUUUGAUUAUGAUUAUCAAGAUUAUUUGAAACGUCCACAAUAUCUUGAAAAUGAUGGAUACAUGGAAUUGAACAACGAUUUCUUCAACAAGUUUACAUUAUUCGAUACUGAAUUGAUGUCUCCGGUAUCUUCAACUACUAGUAAAUUUGAAUUGUUCUUGGGUAAUUCUAGUGGGAUCUCAAAUUCCACGAUAAUUAAAGAAGGCUCAUUCUAUUACAUUGAAGAUUUCAGGGAUUUAAGGUUGUCCCUUGAAUUCUUAGGCGAAGGGAAGGUUGACACAUCUUAUAACCUAGUCACUAAAGAAAUGAUACGUCAAAUAAACAAACCUAUCAGUCAAGAGAUGAUCGUUCAUGAUAUUGUUGGCAGAGUUUUGAAAGUCAACGGUGUAUUCAUCAAACCAAAUGAAAGGAUAUUCAUCAAUAGAUUUGAAUUAGGAAAGAACAAUUUAGGCAUCCUAAAUAGUAAGUUAUUAAUCAAUGGGUUUUUAAUAGAGAAUAUAGAUAUUAUAUAG
Messenger RNA from Yamadazyma jaroonii, 2148 nucleotides. The record is from the annotation of a GenBank genome assembly. NCBI's taxonomy places the organism in Eukaryota, Fungi, Ascomycota, Pichiomycetes, Serinales, Debaryomycetaceae.